Centruroides sculpturatus (bark scorpion) is the source of this 1052-nucleotide messenger RNA. Its product is annotated as complement C3-like. The transcript has 6 exons. Gene Ontology annotation, molecular function: endopeptidase inhibitor activity. NCBI's taxonomy places the organism in Eukaryota, Metazoa, Arthropoda, Arachnida, Scorpiones, Buthidae. Gene Ontology annotation, biological process: complement activation. The record is from RefSeq and is a predicted model, not a curated record. The annotation marks the transcript as partial.
GAAAUAAUCACUUAAAAAUGAAUAGCUUCAAAAAGCAAGAAGACGAUGUCGUUAUCGAUGAUAAAAUUGAUGAAAGCAAGGAAAACCAAGCAUCAAUUCGAAGUGAUUUCGGAGAAAAAUGGUUAUUCGAAGAUUACGAAAUCGGGCAUAAUGGAAUUUCAGUGGUCAAUACGAAAUUACCAGACAGCAUUACAACGUGGAUGAUACAAGCUGUUAGUGUAUCACCUCAAUGGGGAAUGUGUGUUACCGAUGUCAUAGAAAUCAAAUCAUUUAAAAGAAUCUUUCUUCGAUUUAAUAUCCCAUAUUCUCUCGUACUCAACGAACAGUUGGAUUUUCAAGCAACUGUAUUCAAUUAUUUUCCGCAGAAAAUACCGGUAACUGUUUAUAUGUAUGGAGUGAAGAAUCUACGUAGUGGAGUAAAAGAAGGAGAGAAAGGCGAACAAAAGAGAAUCACAGUCGCACCUAAUUCUACAGGAACGGUGCAUUUUUCAAUUGUUCCAUUAGUGGCUCAGGAUUAUCUCAUUCGUGUUGUGGCUCUAAGUCCUUAUGGAAAGGAUAUUGUAGCCAGAAAAUUACAUGUGGUGAUUUCAUAUUAAGCAUAAAAAUCACAUUGUGUAUCAAAUUCUAUAUGUGAAAAUAUUGAAUUUGAGUUUGCAAUCCUCUUACAAUUCUGAUGAAACAACAUGGAGUAACUGGUGUAACUACUGAAAGUAACUUCUGAUUAAACAACAUUGGAGUAACUACUAGCUGCUACUGAAUAACUAAAUGGCACGACUUUUAAUCAUUGUAGUGAGAGUUCAAAUUGUGGGAUAUUACGCCAUGCUCGUUUUUCUGAGAGCAGCAAAGAGAAAUUGAUGAAGAUGCGACUGAGGAAAUGGAAUAUUUUAUCACUUUAGAUCCAACAAACCAACAAAAAAGAAGGACUAGAAAUAUCGUUUCCGAUGUUUUAUCAGAUAUUACAGAUGCAUCGAAGCAGCUACAAAAAAUCAAAUUUAGUCUUAAACCUGGAAAAACACAUAUUCCUGGUAGUGAGAUGGCUGUUAUAUCUUUAG